AUUCAUACGAUGUAGAGACAACUUAGAGAACGAAGAACCGAAGGAGGAAGAUGAAAACUGUUAGACGAGACGCGCUUCAACGGUCUGAUCACAUCUAUACUGAUUGUAGUUGGGGACUAUACUAUCACCAUGGCAUAUAUGUGGGCAAAGCCAAGGUCACUAACCCCAAAAAUGGAGAACAAAGAGAAAUAUAUGAUGCAGUAAUUCAUUUAUUUGGACCUACCAAGGACAGUUCAAAUGCUCAAUGCCAACAAUGUUUUCACCUGCCUCAAAAUGCUGGGGUUUCCAUAACCUGCCUUGACUGCUUCCUUGGAGGUCACUCCCUCUAUGUCUAUAAAUACGAUGUCUCCUACUGGAAGUUGCGGCUUAAGAGGAGUGGAACUUGCAGUGUUUGGUCUUCCAAGCCAGCGGAUGAGGUUAUUCAGAUAGCAUUUACUCUCCUGGAGAAAAACUCCUUCGGAAACUACAACUUUUUGUUUAACAACUGUGAGGACUUUGCAACCUACUGCAAAACAGGUCAGGCCACGAGCAAUCAAGCAGCUGGGGUCUUAUUUGGAUUUGGCUUGCCUGGUGUUGUCGGUUACAAUGCUUUAAAAGAAUUGUACUUCAGGAAUUGAGAAAGAAUGAAAACUGAUGAAAGGGGUCUUAUUUUGUUGGUACUCAACUUAAUGGAAGGGCUUUAUUUUAGGCUUUGCAAUGUCAACAAAUAAUUGGUCAAUUGGCUUGGCUCUGGUGGAAGGGUGGGGUGAGGAUAAUGUUGGUAGAGGCCUAGGAUUUGAAGUUUACUGCUCUCUUUAUCUUGUACCAAAAAAAAAAAAAAGAGAAAUCACUAAAUAAAUGGUAGUUCUUAUUUGAAGCAUUGAGAUUCAA
Molecule: messenger RNA, 870 nt
Organism: Theobroma cacao (cacao)
Lineage: Eukaryota; Viridiplantae; Streptophyta; Magnoliopsida; Malvales; Malvaceae
Product: protein LEAD-SENSITIVE 1-like
Source: RefSeq, a predicted model, not a curated record